AUGUCCCUCUCCUUUCCUAAUCUAGGCAGCAUCCCUAAUUCGGAACUAUCCAACAUGGAGUCCUUGCCCGAAGAAAUCCUCAUGGGCGUCAUGGACAAGUUGGACCGCAAGGCCGACCUGUCUACCAUCCUCAGCCUGCGCGGGGUCAGUUGGAAAUGGCACCGCGUCGCGACCCCGUACGUUCACAUCGCCGUCCAGAACUAUCGACCAAGGACCGCCCACGCGCCCUGGAACUUCCACCGCUCUACCGAUCUCCUAUGUUAUCUCUGCUGGAAGCUUUCGCAGAAGCCGCACCUCGCCCGCUUCGUCAAGGAGGUCGCUUCCCGCCCCUGGAAAGACGCCCACUGGAAAUCGGCUUUUGCCAAGGCGGACUUGAGCGCGCGAUACCGUGAGGCCCUCGCGGGAGUUGGGUCUGCUGUUCCGGACGAUGUGAAGGACGGCAUUGUCACCGAGAUGCUGUAUGAUGUAGGCGAUGCGCUACUCGCCUUCGUGCUGAUUCUGUGCACCGACAUCGAAGUCCUUAUGGUCCCGGCUCUCGAUAGGGGAUGCGGGCCGCGGACAAGACAGGUACUCCGAUGCGCGCACGCACAGCUCCAGGAUCCGCCGCGAGAUGGUCGGGAAGCUAUGCUUAGCGCCGUUCGAUACGUCCAGCUAGGUGAUUACGUUAAUGGCCUAUGCCUCGCAGACGCUCUGGAUGUGCUUGCCCUGCCGAAGCUGCAGCAUCUCGAACUUGGGAACUUAGGAGAUACUACCAUCGACGGCAGCCAGCCUUUACCGCCCUUCCCCGAACUCGCUAAGACUCACCUGCAGAGCCGUGGCCCAGUCGACAUAACGCUCGAGUCGUGCCGUCUUAGCGGUGCGGGCCUGACCACUCUACUCGCGGCAUGCGGCCGCCCGCGCUCUCUCUUCAUCAAGAUGCGAACCGGCAACGUACGGCCCUCGCGAGCGCCAUGUUUCGCCGAGGCGCUCGAGCUAUACGGCCAGGACCUGGAGUUUUUAUAUCUCGACACGACGGCGUUUGAGGAUGGGUUAGCCGGUGCCACCGACCCUCAAUCCGAUCCCAACUCCAAAGCACUAACCCCCUGCGCCCGCUUCCUCAGCGCCCUAUCCUCUCUUACCACCAACCUACAGUUCCUAGCGCUGUCCCGCGCCGACUUCCCGACGCCCGCGGACCUAGGAGCCGCGCUACCGGUCUCACUGCGCGAGCUCCUGGUCUUAGAAGUAAAUGAUGACGGCGAAGAAGGCGACGACGCAUACAGGAACCUAGUACGCGGCCGAGAUACCCCGAGGUUGGAACGUGUAGUUUGCCAGCGCGCUACGUCUAAUAAUGAUACGGGCGCCAUGUACGGUGGUUGUCUGCGGGACAGGAAACUGCCUAAUACCCGGGUGCUAGAGAAGAGCCGGUGUACGGUGUUUACGUGGUGUGUGAGCGAGUAG
This is a messenger RNA of Daldinia childiae, 1437 nucleotides long. RefSeq lists its product as uncharacterized. Bases 1 to 1437 code for a protein of 478 amino acids. The transcript has a single exon. NCBI's taxonomy places the organism in Eukaryota, Fungi, Ascomycota, Sordariomycetes, Xylariales, Hypoxylaceae. The record is from RefSeq and is a predicted model, not a curated record.